Molecule: messenger RNA, 8333 nt
Organism: Syzygium oleosum
Lineage: Eukaryota; Viridiplantae; Streptophyta; Magnoliopsida; Myrtales; Myrtaceae
Product: protein SABRE
Exons: 23
Coding region: 85-8001 (2638 amino acids)
Source: RefSeq, a predicted model, not a curated record
CUCCUCCUCGCCGCCGCCCGCGGCCGUCCUGAUCGGGCGCCGGCGACCGCCCGCCACCGCCCCCGCCCCUGCCCCGCGCGGGAAAUGGCGUCCGCUUCGCCGGCCAAGUUCCUCUUCGGGUUCCUGCUGGUCUCCAUUGUGCUGUGGUUGCUCUUCAUCUUUGCUUCUCGAUUGGUCGCUUGGACUUUAAGCCGGGUUUUGGGAGCUUCUGUUGCCUUUAAAGUUGGUGGGUGGAAAUGUUUACGAGACAUUGUGGUGAAGUUUAAAAAGGGUCCCAUCGAAUCUGUGUCUGUUGGAGAAAUUAGAGUCAGCCUGAGACAGUCUCUUGUCAAGCUUGGGGCCGGUUUUUUUUCGAGGGAUCCCAAGCUACAAGUGCUGAUAUCUGAUUUAGAGGUUGUGAUCAGGCCUCCUAAUAAAAGCAAGCAGAAAGUCAAAAGUCGGAGACCCCGCACUUCAGGCAGGGGAAAGUGGAUGCUUGUAGCCAAUAUUGCAAGGUUUUUGUCUAUUAGUAUUACAGAUUUGGCAUUGAAGACUCCCAAGGCUACUGUUGAAGUAAAAGAUUUGAAAGUGGAAAUAUCUAAAGAUGGUGGCUCCAAACGUAAUCUGUUGGUUAAGCUGCAGAUAUCACCUAUUCUGGUUUACCUGGGUGAAUCACGAUUGAGCUGUGACCAGUCAUGUAAUCUCGAUGGUGACUCUUCCAACCAGAUGGCACAUGCUGGUAUGGAGAGGUCUUCUGCACCUUUGAGCUGUGAGGAGUUGCUUCUUUCUUGCGAGUUCGGUCAUGAUAGGGAAGUUGGUGUAAUUAUCAACAAUCUAGACAUCCAUAGUGGAGAAGUCAAUAUGAACCUGAAUGAGUCACUUUUUUCGAAGGACAAAAGGUCAUCUGAUACAUUUUCUACAGAGAUGGAGCGAACUAUUGAUUCUGCGGCUGGCAAAAAUCCACCCAGAAAACAAGCAGCACUUUCAAAGUACGGUUUGAUGUUUCCUGAGAAGGUUUCCUUCAGUUUGCCAAAAGUGGAUAUUAAGUUUAGUCAUCAAGAGCAUGACCUGCGUGUAGAGAAUAACAUCACGGGCAUUCAAUUUAGAUGCUUGAAAACUCGAUCCACGGAGGAUGUGGGGGAGAGUACACGUCUUGACAUUCAAGUGGAAUUCAGCGAGAUUUAUCUGCUAAGAGAAGCUGGCAGUUCUCUUAUGGAGAUUCUGAAGGUUGAUGUCAUAUCUCUGGUGUACAUUCCUCUAGAGCCAACAUUGCCAGUGAGAGCUGAAGUUGAUGUCAAAUUGGGAGGUACUCAGUGCAACGUAUUCAUAAGUAGAUUAAAACCGUGGUUGCAUCUCCAGUCCUCAAAGAAGAAGAAAAUGGUGCUGCAGGAGCCAACUGUGACAUCUAAGAGGUCACUAUCAUCAGAUUCUAAAGCUAUCAUGUGGACUUGUACUCUCUCAGCUCCUGAGAUAACUAUUGUGCUAUACAGCUUCAGUGGUUUGCCUCUGUAUCAUGGUUGCUCACAAUCCUCGCACAUCUUUGCAAAUAAUAUAUCUACAACAGGCCCUUCUGUUCACAUGGAGCUUGGUGAGAUAAAUCUGCAUAUGGAAGAUGAGUAUCAAGAAUGUUUGAAAGAAAACCUUUUUGGUGUUGAAUCAAAUUCUGGUUCCUUGAUGCACAUAGCUAAGGUGAGUCUAGACUGGGGCAAAAAGGACAUGGAGUCAUCGGAAGAAGACAUUACUAGAUCUAAAUUGGCUCUUUCAGUUGACGUUACUGGUAUGGGUGUUUAUUUUACCUUAAAGCGGGUUGAAUCCCUCAUAUCAACUGCUCUAGCUUUUCAAGCUCUUUUCAAAAGUCUUUCUGCUUCUAGAAAGAGAUCAGGACAGAGCCAAGGGGGCCGGGCAUCUAAGCAAUCAGGAAAAGGGACUCGACUCAUACAAUUUAAUCUUGAGCGAUGUUCUAUAAACAUUUGUGGUGAGGCAGGCUUGGAAAAUAUGACUGUUGCAGAUCCCAAGCGUGUGAAUUAUGGGUCACAGGGUGGUCGGGUCAUAGUUAGUGUUUCUGCUGAUGGUACUCCACGUAGUGCAACCAUAAUGUCCACAGUCCACAGAGAAUGCAAGACAUUGAACUAUUCUGUCACGCUUGACAUUUUUCACCUCUCUGUGUGCGUAAACAAAGAGAAACAGACAACCCAGGUGGAGCUCGAAAGAGCCAGAUCAAUUUAUCAAGAAAACAUGAAGGAGCAUCACUCUUCUACAGGAUUGACUGUAUUUGACAUGCAAAAUGCUAAAUUUGUACGACGGUCUGGUGGUCACAAAGAGAUUUCUGUUUGCUCCCUUUUCAGUGCAACCAAUAUUACGGUGCGGUGGGAGCCUGAUGUACAUCUAUCGCUAUUCGAACUUGUUCUGAAUUUGAAAUCUAUGAUGCAUCAUCAGAAGCUUCAGCAACUGGGUAGUAUCAGUAAUGAUGAUGUCUUUUCUCAGGGAAAUGUUCAUCAGAGUAAAGAAAUGGCUGAGGAACUGGGAAGAAGUGCCAAACACAAGAAGGAGUCUAUUUUUGCAAUAGACGUGGAGACGUUGACUGUAUCAGCAGAGGCUGGAGAUGGGGUUGAUGCAUUGGUUCAAAUUCAGUCUAUCUUUUCUGAAAAUGCCCGGAUAGGAGUACUCUUUGAAGGACUUACUCUAAGUUUUAAUGGGGCUAGAGUAAUCAAAAGCACCCGGAUGCAAGUUUCACGUAUUCCUAGUACCAGUAGUGCUUCAUCUGAUGUGAAAGUAUCUUCAGUUACUAAAUGGGAUUGGAUAGUGCAAGGUCUUCAUUUUCAUAUAUGUAUGCCAUAUAGGCUACAGUUGCGUGCCAUUGAUGACUCCAUCGAGGAUAUGUUACGGGCCUUGAAGCUUAUAGCUGCUGCUAAAACCAUGCUCAUAUUGCCAUUCAAGAAAGAAAGCUCGAAAUCAAAAAAGUCUAGUUUGUCGAAAUUGGGGUGUAUAAAGUUUGGCAUACGUAAACUGACUGCUGAUAUCGAGGAAGAACCUAUUCAGGGCUGGCUUGAUGAGCAUUAUCAGCUUAUGAAGAAUGAGGCUUUUGAGUUAGCUGUCAGAAUGAAGUAUCUUGAUGAAGCAAUGAAAGGCAACUUAUGUAGUAGAAGUGCAGAGACAAGUGAUGUUGCUCAAGAAAGAAAAUUUAAUAAUGAUGGAAUUGAAAUAGAUGGACAAGAUCCAUCUUCCUCGCGCGAACUCGAAGAAGGAAUAUACAAAAGGUCAUUUCAAUCUUAUUACCAGGCUUGUCAGAAGUUAAGACCUUCCGAAGGUUCAGGGGCAUGCAGUGAAGGGUUUCAGGCUGGAUUUAGGCCUAGUGCUGGCAGGACUUCACUUCUUUCAAUAUCUGCCACCGAUUUAGAUUUAAGCUUGACUAGCAUUGAUGGUGGAGAUGCUGGGAUGAUAGAUAUACUCAGGAAACUUGAUCCUGUAUGCUGUGAAAAUGACAUUCCAUUUUCUCGUCUUUAUGGAAGAAAUAUUCUCUUGCACACAGGUACUCUGGUUGUUCAGUUAAGGAAUUACACACAUCCUAUGUUCUCAGCAACUUCUGGUAAAUGUGAGGGCCGUGUAAUUCUGGCGCAGCAGGCAACAUGUUUUCAACCCCAGAUACACCAAGAUGUCUUUAUUGGUAGAUGGAGAAAGGUCUGCCUGCUUCGAUCCGUUAGUGGCACAACUCCUCCAGUGAAAACAUACUUUGAUUUGCCUAUAUAUUUUCAAAAAGCACAAAUUUCAUUUGGAGUGGGAUAUGAACCAUCUUUCGCUGAUGUGAGCUAUGCUUUCACUGUUGCACUUCGCCGGGCGAAUUUGAGCCUUAGGAAUACUACACCACAAAUUCAGCCACCAAAGAAAGAGCGGAGCUUGCCGUGGUGGGAUGAAGUAAGAAAUUACAUCCAUGGAAACAUCACCUUAUUCUUUUUAGAAACGAGAUGGUUUGUUCUUGCCACAACUGAUCCUUAUGAAAAGCUUGACAAACUUCAAUUUGUUUCGGGAUAUAUGGAGAUCCAGCAAUCAGAUGGUCGAGUUUAUGUUUCUGCUAAGGAUUUCAAGAUUCUUUUGAGCAGCUUGGAAAGUUUAGGGAAGAACCGCAGUUUAAAACUUCCUACAGGUUUAUCUGAUGCUUUCCUGGAAACACCAGCUUUUGCACUUGAAGUAACGAUGGACUGGGAGUGCGAAUCUGUCGAUCCACUCAAUCAUUAUUUGUUUGCGCUUCCCAAUGAAGGAAAGCCUCGUGAAAAAGUGUUUGACCCCUUCAGAUCUACCUCUCUCUCUCUCAGGUGGAAUUUCUCUUUUAGACCUCUUCCACAAUCUGAGAAACAAUACCAGUCUACUCAGGGAGCUGAUGUUGCUGUUGAUGAAACCAUCUGUGGUCCCCAUCCUUCUGAAAGUACUCCCAACGUUUCACCAACAUUCAACCUCGGGGCCCAUGACUUGGCUUGGAUAUUAAAGUUCUGGAGUAUGAAUUAUAAUCCUCCUCACAAGCUGCGCAGUUUUUCUCGAUGGCCUCGUUUUGGAGUUCCGAGAGCUGUCAGAUCAGGCAACCUUUCCCUAGACAAGGUGAUGACAGAGUUUAUGCUGCGAGUAGAUGCUACUCCUACCUGCUUAAAACAUGUCCCCUUAGCUGAAGAUGACCCUGCCGAAGGUUUAACAUUUAAUAUGACAAAGCUGAAGUAUGAAAUGUGUUAUAGUCGGGGGAAGCAGAAAUACACAUUUGAAUGCAAGCGUGAACCUCUUGAUCUUGUUUACCAGGGUCUUGACCUUCACAUGCCCAAGGCAUUUUUGUAUAAAGACACUGAUAAUGGUCCCAUUUUUGCAAAAGCAGGUCAAGGGACAAGGAAAAAUUCGCAAUCCAUAUCCAUGGAUAGAGUUCCUAGUGAGAAGGGCAAUCGUGUAAUUAAUUGCACCGAGAAGCAUCGUGAUGAUGGUUUUUUGCUGUCAUCUGAUUAUUUUACCAUACGAAGACAGGCCCCAAAAGCUGAUCCUGCCAGGUUAUUAGCAUGGCAAGAGGGUGGCAGGAGAAAUCUUGAGAUGACCUAUGUCAGGUCUGAAUUUGAAAAUGGAAGCGAGAGUGAUGAGCAUGCACGAUCUGACCAGAGUGAUGAUGAUGGAUACAAUGUGCUAAUAGCUGAUAAUUGUCAACGUGUGUUUGUUUAUGGCUUGAAGCUAUUGUGGACAAUUGAGAACAGAGAUGCUGUUUGGUCUUGGGUUGGUGGAAUAUCUAAAGCAUUUGAGCCUCCCAAGCCUUCUCCUUCACGGCUUUAUGCGCAAAGGAGGUUACAUCGGGAAAACCAGGCAGAUGAUGGAGCUGAUGUGCAUCAGAAUGAUCAGGGAAAGGCUUGUUCUUCUGGCCAUAGUGGGAGUUCUCCUUCCACACAACUUGCAGAGACUUCAGCAUUGCUUUCAUCUCCAUCAUCUUCAGUCAAGAUAGAGAAUUCAGCGUCUGCUGCCAUCGUGAUUAAUGGAAGUACAAAUGAUUCUGAGGAGGAGGGCACGCGGCAUUUUAUGGUGAAUGUUAUUGAGCCGCAGUUUAAUCUACAUUCGGAAGAAGCCAAUGGUAGGUUUCUGCUUGCUGCUGUUAGUGGCCGUGUUUUGGCACGAUCCUUUCAUUCUGUUCUCCAUCUUGGGCAUGAAAUUAUUGAACAAGCACUUGGAUCUGCAAAGAUAAACGUUCCAGAUUCUCAACCUGAAAUGACAUGGAAACGCAUGGAGCUCUCUGUCAUGUUGGAGAAAGUCCAAGCUCAUGUUGCACCUACUGAUGUUGAUCCUGGGGCCGGACUUCAGUGGCUCCCAAAAAUUCUAAAAAACUCAGCUAAAGUGAAGCGAACUGGUGCUCUACUUGAAAGAGUUUUUAUGCCAUGUGAUAUGUAUUUCCGCUAUACAAGGCACAAAGGUGGGACUCCAGAUUUGAAGAUGAAGCCCUUGAAAGAGCUUGCAUUUAAUUCUCAUGAUAUAACGGCAACAAUGACUUCUCGCCAAUUUCAGGUUAUGCUGGAUGUGUUGACGAAUCUUCUGUUUGCGCGUCUCCCCAAGCCUCGGAAAAGUAGUCUGACAUACCCAAUUGAUGAUGGUGAUGAAGAUGUUGAAGAGGAGGCAGAUGAAGUGGUUCCUGAUGGGGUGGAAGAAGUAGAACUUGCGAAAAUCAACCUGGAGCAGAGAGAGUGGGACCAGAAGUUGCUAAUUGAUGACAUUAGAAAAUUGUCUCAUAACUGUGAAACUUCAGGGGACCUACAUCGAGAGAAAGAAUUUGACUUAUGGAUGGUAAAUGGCGGAAAGACUGUUUUGGUUCAAAGACUUCAGAGAGAGCUUUUAAAUGCACAAAAAUCAAGGAAGGUAGCAUCUUUAGCACUUAGGGCGGCUCUACAAAAAGCCGCCCAGUUACGACUAAUGGAGAAGGAGAAGAAUAAAAGUCCAUCAUAUGCUAUGCGUAUAUCUUUACAAAUCAACAAAGUGGUUUGGAGCAUGCUUGUAGAUGGUAAAUCUUUUGCCGAGGCUGAGAUAAAUGACAUGAUUUAUGAUUUUGACCGGGACUACAAGGACGUUGGCGUUGCUCGUUUUACGACUAAGUACGUUGUUGUUAGGAACUGCCUGCCUGAUGCCAAGUCCGAUAUGCUUUUAUCUGCGUGGAAUCCUCCACCUGAAUGGGGAAAAGAGGUCAUGCUUCGGGUCGAUGCAAAACAAGGAGCUCCCAAGGAUGGGAAUUCUCCUCUUGAACUUUUCCAGGUAGAUAUUUACCCCCUCAGGAUCCAUUUGACCGAGACAAUGUACAGAAUGAUGUGGGAAUAUUUUUUCCCUGAAGAGGAGCAGGAUUCUCAAAGACGACAGGAAGUCUGGAAGGUUUCAACUACUGUCAGCUCCAAACGGGCGAAGAAAGGCUCCUCUCAGGAUGCAUCAACAUCAAAUGUUUCCUCAACAAGAGAAUCUGAAGUUACUUAUAAAUCUACUGUCCCUACAGUACCCUCAAAUAGUCAGUCCUCUCCAGCAGAUACACUGCAACCGUCUAAGGUGCAGAACUUUAAAGCAAACCUCGUCUGUGGUACUACCCCGGAAUUGAGAAGGACAUCCUCCUUUGACAGAUCAUGGGAAGAAAAUGUUGCAGAAUCUGUUGCCAAUGAACUAGUUUUACAGCUUCACUCUUCAGCCAUUUCUUCCUCAAAGAGUGGGCCACUUGGUUUUGCCGAGCAACAAGAUGAAUCUUCUCGAAACAAACUCAAGGAUUCAAGACCCGCCAAAUCUGGUCGGUCAUCUCAUGAAGAGAAGAAAUUAGGAAAGUCACACAAUGAGAAAAGAUCUAGACCGCGAAAGCUAAUGGAGUUUCACAAUAUCAAGAUCAGUCAGGUGGAGCUGUUGGUAACUUAUGAAGGAUCGAGAUUUGUUGUGAAUGAUCUUAAGUUGCUCAUGGAUACAUUUCACCGUGUGGAGUUUACUGGCACAUGGAGACGACUCUUCUCGCGAGUGAAGAAGCAUAUUAUCUGGGGAGUCCUGAAGUCCGUGACCGGAAUGCAGGGUAAAAAAUUCAAAGACAAGGCACAUAGCCAGAGAGAGCACAAUGGGACUGGUAUUCCUGACAGCGAUCUAAAUUUUAGUGAUGAUGAAGGAGGUCCGGCUGAGAAGAAUGAACAGUAUCCUAUAUCCUGGCCUAAGCGUACCAGUGACGGAGCAGGUGAUGGUUUUGUUACUUCCAUAAGAGGCCUUUUCAACACCCAACGUCGCAAGGCAAAGAAGUUUGUUCUACGGACAAUGCGGGGUGAAGCAGAAAAUGACGGUGAAUGGAGUGAAAGUGAUUUGGAGUUCUCUCCAUUUGCUAGGCAGCUCACCAUAACUAAAGCAAAGAGGCUCAUUAGGCGACACACGAUGAAGUUCCGCACCAGAGGGCAGAAAGGUUCAUCGUCACAAGCAAGAGAAUCCCUUCCGUCUUCUCCAAGGGAGACUACAGCGUUUGAGAGCGACUCUUCCAGCGGAUCCUCUCCCUAUGAAGAUUUCCAUGAAUAGAAAUGCAUUAUUUAAGAGCACAUGAAGCCCUUGAAUCUUGCUCUUAUCAGCGGGGAGAUACCUGUCUGUGCAUGAUUAAGAAGAGCAAGUAAAAAAUUUUGAAUUGCGGCGGGUUGAGACAUUUUGAAUUAGUUAUAUCCGUGGUAAAUUAAUUGUCUAGGUUGAGCGAGUUUCUCACAUACUGCUCAAUUACCUACAACAGAUCACUUAUUUGUUUGUAUAUUGUUGUAGCUUCUUGUUAGGAAAGUAUACGAGCUCGCUAAUGAGCAAAGUUGUAAAAUUUUGUAUGUAAAGGAAUUCACAUCAUUGGAAAUAAAUGAGAAGUCCCACUC